Bombus terrestris (buff-tailed bumblebee) is the source of this 3890-nucleotide messenger RNA. It is a transcript of the gene lark, whose product is annotated as RNA-binding protein lark. Gene Ontology annotation, molecular function: mRNA binding; zinc ion binding. Lineage: Eukaryota; Metazoa; Arthropoda; Insecta; Hymenoptera; Apidae. The record is from RefSeq and is a predicted model, not a curated record. The transcript is spliced from 7 exons. Gene Ontology annotation, cellular component: cytosol. Bases 455 to 1543 code for a protein of 362 amino acids.
CUGAGUUUCAUGUUGAAAGAGACGCCGCGCAGCUUUUCACUUCCCAGUCUGUUUCGAUCCGCCAUUUUUUACGUAGGAAAGCGUGUGGUUUGCCGUUGUGUUUUAUCGGAUUGUUUUACGGAAAUACUGACUUGGUUUUUGGACACCUCAUUCUCACGGUUUGCUGUACUGCAGUUUUCCGAUAGGGGCCACUGCUUCAACAUCUCGCGCACUAGCGGACGCGGCAAGUGAGACGCCAUUGUUAGAUUGCGUUCUCGCGUAUAAAGUCGUGUGCCUAUUAUCAGCGUUGGUUAAAUCAUUCGUUGAAAAUAAUACGCAGUAUUCUUCGGUGAGUGUGAGAAAGCGUAUGGUGUUUGAACGUAAAUUUAUACAUGAUAAUUAGAGGGUGAUCGUUACCACAGACAUUUCCUAGAUUUGGUGCGCCAUUUCGACAAGGUUCUACAACGAGCCGAAAAUGCCGGGUUUUAGUAGCGUUGGCACAUUUAAAAUUUUUAUCGGUAAUUUAGCCGACAAAACAUCAAAUGCCGAUAUUAAACCACUAUUUGAAAAAUAUGGAAAGGUUGUAGAAUGUGAUGUGGUCAAAAAUUACGGAUUUGUGCAUAUGGAGAAUGAAGAAGCAGGGAGAAAUGCGAUACAAAAUUUGAAUGGACAUAUAGUUCAUGGACAGCCGAUCAAAUGUGAGGCUGCAAAGAGUCGUAAGGGACCUAAUACUCCUACAACCAAAAUAUUUGUUGGCAAUCUCACAGAUAAUACGAAAGCGCCUCAAGUGCGCGAGCUGUUUGCCAAGUAUGGUACCGUUGUAGAAUGCGAUAUCGUGAGAAAUUACGGAUUCGUCCAUCUAGAAGCAACAGGUGAUGUCAACGAUGCCAUCAAGGAACUCAAUGGACAAAUGGUGGAUGGUCAACCGAUGAAGGUUCAAAUUUCUACAAGCAGAGUACGACAAAGGCCAGGAAUGGGGGAUCCUGAACAGUGCUAUCGAUGCGGUCGCGGCGGCCAUUGGUCCAAGGAAUGCCCAAAAGGAGGAAUGGGAGGAGGACCGGAUAGAAAUGGAUACAGAGACCGAAUGUUUGGACGCGACCCGUAUCCUCCACCGCCGCCACCACCGUUCCUUCGGGAUCGGUUAAUGGGUGGUGGCCGCUUUGGAGAUUACGAAAGCUACUAUGACAGGAGAGGCUUCGAGGACACCAGGGAUCUCUACGAGAGGCGGUUUACGGGUAUGACAGGGCCCUGUGACAUGGGAAGUUCCAUGUGCGGGCUUGACUUUCCACCAAUGACAAUGCCACCUCUACCCCCAAGACGAGACCCAAUGCCUCCUAUGCCUCCUCUAGGUAUGGGAUCCAUGCGCGACACUGGCUUCUCCCGUGGUAACGAGUAUGGCAUGUUCAGCCGCCGAUCACCCCCUCCAAGUGGCAACAAUGGCCGGUUCAGUAGAGGCAUGUACGAGGACUUCAGCCGAGAUUCAUUUGAAGAGCGUAGAUUCAUUUUGGUUACCAGACCGGGAUUACGAGGGCCAUCGCCGUCGCGCCGGUUCGCACCAUACUAAAUCGUCGCGUCGGGCUCGGAUCGGUCUCUGUCGGUCUGUCUGUCUCUGUGUGUCGGGUCUGUGUCUGUCGCUAGCAGGAAGCCUCGGGACCGAGAUACUCUUGGCCGUCUAUGUCUGUCGAUCUGCACGCGCGAAGAUCUACCAUUCGCCCGCUCUAUCCGGAAAACAUGUAUUCUCCCCGUAAUGCGCUAUUUAGACGAGAAUCCCCGCCCAUCCUCCUAAAAAUAAAAAAAGAAGACAGAAAGCAAAAAAUAUGAUACGGACGAUUUAAACAAGCAAAAAACACAAUGAUAAAGUAUUUUAUUGAAUUUACAGGUUUUUUUUUCUAUGCCGUCGCCUUUACACCUCCUUUCAUUAUUAUUUUUCUUUUUCUCUGCCACUUCUCCUCCAAUUUUCCUUUAAAAAAGAAAAAAAAGGAAAAGAAAAAAAAAAUCAAAUCCCUUGCACACAUUUUAUAUACAUGCAUACGUGCGCGCGCGCGCGCGAGUGUGUGCGUGCGUGUAUAUGUGUAAGCGCACACGCAUCUCGUCGUGACGUUCGCCCGCUUUCCUUCCGUAAAUCUCCCUCAUCGGACCCAUAUGAAGUUUUUUCACGCGCGUCUCGAUUUAGUAAUGUCGAGAAUUUUCUCUUUUAAUGUAAGAAAAAUAUAUAUUUGUCGUAGCAUCCUCCUACCGAGAUAAUUUUUCAACGCGACUCAAUUCGUUUUCCUGAAUUAUAUUCAGUUCUUUAUCAAAAUGCGAGUAUUACUAAUAUUAUCGCAAAUGCUUAAAAACAAAUUCCGUAUCUUCAUGGUCGUGAAAACUGGUGUAAUAUGUCGAAGAACGCUGCUGGUAGGACGAUGCUAUUAACCCUAUACAUACAUAGAUGCAUACGUGUGUAUAUGUAUAAACAUGUAUACGUAUGUAUACAUACACACAUGUAUAUAUAUAUAUAUGUAUGUAUGUAUGUCGUGUCGUGUUCGAUGCCGUUUCUGUGACGAUGACGCGCACGUAACGUGUAUUCUUGUUUCUCGAUCGUACGAAACUUCCACGCGUUUCUAAAGCAAAAAGGACUUAAUCGCGGCCGCUAAUGUGGUAAACGGAGAAAAGCAAGAGUUUUUUCAGUAAUACAUCGAGUAUCGAGAUUUGAUAACAAGAAUAUCGAUCGAUUUGAAGUUUAAUCAUAGUACAGAGAGCGCAUUAAACAGAAUUGAAAAGUAUGAAAUUAACAGUCGCAAAUAUAACAUAGAAUAUACAUCGGGUCCCUUUUUGUAACGUAAUUUAGAUGGGCGUUUUUCGACAACGUGUCGUAAUCACAAAAUCGGAGCAUCGUUCAAACGUUUGUUCGUCAAUAUCUAAUUGUUCACUUCACCCCAUUUCUUUUUCUGUCUUUUCUUAUGUUUAUAUAUGUAUAUAUAUUUUUAUAUACUUAUAUAUAUAAGAAAUGGAGAGAAAAGUGGUCCUGCGUUUAAUUGGCAUCAUGCGAGAUAUUCUUUUAUCGUCGCGCCUCGGAUAAAAUCUCAGUUUGUUCAAGCAAAAACCGAGUUUCGUGAUGCGUGUAAAAAAUGUGUUGUAAAUGACAGAGAACGGUUGUUCAAUAUUAUGCGAUGAUAAUUUUUGCCGUCUAGCGUAUGAAGUAACACCCGAAGAUGGCGACGAUGUGCGUGCGUGUGUUUUACCGAUAUCGUCUAAAUAUUCUUCCGCCGUAUAAUCAUAAUGCUUUUCGAUACGAGAUAAUAGGGAUACUGUCGUAUUUAUGUGUAACUUUACUUUCAACGAGAGAAGUGCGUGCGGGUUCGACUGUUCGAAUCGGUUCCCGAUUACCAAACAAUAAAAGUCUUAAAAGAUACAAUUUCAGAGACCCAGUAGACUCAAGAUGCGCCGAUUCUGUAUGGGAAUCUAAAUCUCGGUCGUGCGAAUAUUAUAUCGUUAAUCUGUAGUAACGUAAUAUCGUUUUAUUAACAUAUUAGAAUUAAUUAUCGUGAAUAAUUACCGAAGAUUAAUACGGCAAUUGCAGCUGUGCUCCGUUUAGCUUAUAAAUGCAUACUUACAUACACACUAACAACACGCGUACAUACGCGCGGGUGCGUCCAUGAUACACCCCUUCAUACAUACAUACACACACAACACACACACACAGAUAUACCGAUGACCACCGUUUUUUCGUUUUGAACAGCGUAUACACAUUAAUGACGUGUGUAAUAUUUCUCUCCCCCUGUUUUUCCUCUGUUCCUUUUUUCUUUGAUGAUACGACCUGUUUUCAAAGGUAAUUAGAUUAAUGAUAAUCAUACUAAUAAUGGUUUAAAGAAAGGAAUGUAAUAACAAUGUACUUGUGAAGAUUCACAAAAAAGGCGUUUCGUGUUCUUUAA